AUGAGUUCAUUGGAUCUCAAAAGGGUUCUAUGCACUCUGAUGCUGGCACUGGUCAUGGCGGCGCCGGGCGGGGCGCUCGCAGCGUGCGAGGUGGGGCAGCUGACGAUCACCACGGGCGCCAAGCCGAGCGGCGCGUGCUGCGCCAACCUGCGCGCGCAGCAGGCGUGCUUCUGCCAGUACGCCAAGGACCCCUCCCUCGGCGCCUACAUCAGGAGCCCCCACGCGCGCGAGACCCUCGUCUCCUGCGGCCUCGCCGUCCCCCACUGCUAGGCGAGUAUGGCUCAGCAAUAGGUAGGCUACCUCCGUCGUCCAUGAGAGACGAGAGACUAUAGCUUUAGCCUAGCUGAAAACAUGACAUACUCUACAAACUAGUAAGUCUGUUGCUUUCAACGGGACGAUCGAGAGGACUAUCACACCAGAGGGACACAUCUUUUAUCACUACUGUUAGCCUAGCAUUUGAAAAUUUUGGGCACUAUAGCCGAGUGCAGCUCAGUGCGUAAGUGCGUCCACACCAUGCAUAUGGUACGCAAGUACUCCAUCGUGUGUUGGAACAAGAUGACGAUGACGAUCGGCGGCGGGCAGGUUGCUUCCUGGCUGCUGCUCAUUAAACUUGUAUAAAAAAAUCCUGCAAAAAAAUCUUGUUUUUUCUAUUAGUAAAG
This is a messenger RNA of Aegilops tauschii subsp. strangulata, 659 nucleotides long. Its product is annotated as non-specific lipid-transfer protein 2P-like. Lineage: Eukaryota; Viridiplantae; Streptophyta; Magnoliopsida; Poales; Poaceae. Gene Ontology annotation, biological process: lipid transport. The record is from RefSeq and is a predicted model, not a curated record.